Messenger RNA from Manihot esculenta (cassava), 1800 nucleotides. Its product is annotated as tubulin beta chain. Gene Ontology annotation, cellular component: microtubule; cytoplasm. Gene Ontology annotation, biological process: microtubule cytoskeleton organization; mitotic cell cycle. NCBI's taxonomy places the organism in Eukaryota, Viridiplantae, Streptophyta, Magnoliopsida, Malpighiales, Euphorbiaceae. The transcript has 3 exons. The record is from RefSeq and is a predicted model, not a curated record. The coding region runs from base 263 to 1597 and encodes 444 amino acids. Gene Ontology annotation, molecular function: GTPase activity; structural constituent of cytoskeleton; GTP binding.
CUAGACAACUUGGUUCCAUAAAAGCCCAAUUUCAGACACUUCCAUCCUUCCAGAAGCCUCUUUUACAACUCACUGCUCCAAAAUUUAGUUCAUUUGACAGUUAAGACACCCAUAAAAAUCUCACCUUUUAUAUACCUUCCAUUUUACUUUUCCAUUCUGCUCAUCCAUUGUUCUUCCAAUUGCUCACUUUCCCUCGCUUUCCCAAGAGAAAUAGAGAGAACCCAAGUCAAUAACAGUAAAAAAACAGACUUCCCAGGUAGAAAUGAGAGAAAUUCUACACAUUCAGGGUGGCCAAUGCGGCAACCAGAUCGGAGCUAAGUUCUGGGAGGUGAUCUGCGAUGAGCAUGGCAUUGAUAAUACUGGGAAGUACAGUGGUGAUUCUGAACUUCAGCUUGAGCGUAUCAAUGUUUAUUAUAACGAGGCUAGUGGUGGGAGAUAUGUGCCUCGUGCUGUUCUUAUGGAUCUGGAGCCCGGUACCAUGGAUUCCGUUAGAUCUGGACCGUUUGGGCAGAUCUUCAGGCCUGAUAACUUCGUUUUUGGCCAGUCUGGAGCAGGGAAUAACUGGGCUAAAGGCCAUUACACUGAAGGAGCUGAAUUGAUUGAUUCUGUGCUUGAUGUUGUCAGGAAAGAGGCUGAGAAUUGUGAUUGCUUGCAAGGAUUUCAAGUUUGUCAUUCCUUGGGCGGAGGCACUGGUUCUGGCAUGGGGACUCUUCUUAUUUCCAAGAUCAGGGAGGAGUAUCCUGAUCGGAUGAUGUUAACAUUUUCUGUCUUUCCUUCUCCGAAGGUAUCCGAUACAGUUGUUGAGCCAUAUAACGCCACUCUUUCUGUUCAUCAGCUUGUAGAAAAUGCUGAUGAAUGUAUGGUUUUGGACAAUGAGGCUUUGUAUGACAUCUGCUUCCGUACUCUGAAGCUUGCCACUCCAACUUUUGGUGAUCUUAACCACCUCAUAUCUGCCACAAUGAGCGGUGUUACUUGCUGCCUUCGGUUCCCUGGACAGCUUAACUCUGAUCUUCGGAAGCUUGCUGUUAAUCUUAUCCCAUUUCCUCGCCUUCAUUUCUUCAUGGUUGGUUUUGCACCUUUGACUUCUAGAGGAUCACAGCAGUACCGGGCUCUGACUGUACCUGAACUAACCCAGCAGAUGUGGGAUGCUAAGAACAUGAUGUGUGCUGCUGACCCACGUCACGGUCGCUAUCUAACCGCUUCAGCAAUGUUCCGUGGUAAAAUGAGCACUAAAGAGGUUGAUGAGCAAAUGAUAAAUGUCCAGAACAAGAACUCUUCAUAUUUUGUUGAGUGGAUACCCAACAAUGUUAAAUCCAGUGUGUGUGACAUCCCGCCUAAGGGUCUCAAGAUGGCAUCCACUUUUAUUGGGAACUCAACUUCAAUCCAGGAGAUGUUCAGGCGUGUCAGCGAACAAUUCACAGCCAUGUUCAGGCGCAAGGCUUUCUUGCACUGGUAUACCGGUGAGGGUAUGGAUGAAAUGGAAUUUACCGAGGCUGAGAGUAACAUGAAUGAUCUGGUAGCCGAGUAUCAGCAGUAUCAAGAUGCAACAGCUGAUGAUGAGGAGUACGAAGAUGAAGAAGAGGAGAUUGCUGGUUGAGAUGGAUUGAUAUUAGUUUUUUAAGUUUGUCUGUUUGUAUCCUAUGUUCCUGUUGAAGGGUCAAACCAGAUUGACAUGUUGAUAUGUAAUAUUGUGUGUCCUUGUAUCAGAAAUGGGUUUAUAUUUGGAGAUUGCUUUUGUUUUGAAUUUACAAUGAUGGAUGUUUUUGUAUGUAGUCAAUAGAAAUUGUUAACUUUGCCAAA